Messenger RNA from Struthio camelus australis, 958 nucleotides. NCBI's taxonomy places the organism in Eukaryota, Metazoa, Chordata, Aves, Struthioniformes, Struthionidae. The record is from RefSeq and is a predicted model, not a curated record.
AGCUGCCCCACCGUAGCCACUGACGCUAUGGAAGACCGCAUCCGCUGGCCUAGUCUAUAGGAUGGUAGCGCACAGCAAGGUGUCAGCAGAUAAUGCAGUUGCAGCAGACCCGAGAUGUCUACUUGACCCUCCAGCACGGGAUCGUUCACAGGCUCGGAUCUACCACGGCCCCGGCCGGCCCGGCACUGUGCAGGCGCAGAGCAACACGCACUUCCGAACCUUCCGCUCGCAGGCGGAUUUCAGUAGCAUCACACGGGCGAGCACCCUGCUGGAUGCCUGUGGCUUCUACUGGGGACCGCUGACUGUCAAUGCUGCCCAUGAGAAGCUGAAGUCAGAGCCUGAGGGCACCUUCCUCAUCAGGGACAGCAUGCAGAAGAACUGCUUCUUUGCCAUCAGUGUUAAGACUGCGACUGGGCCCACCAGCAUCCGAAUAAACUUUCAGACUGGGCGUUUCAGCCUGGAUGGCAGCAAAGAGAGUUUUGACUGUCUUUUUAAGCUGCUGGAACAUUACAUAAGCUCCCCCAGGAAGGUACUGGUUACCCCCCUGCGAAAAGUCCGUGUGCAGCCCUUGCAGGAACUCUGCCGGAAGAGCAUCGUGAAAACUUUUGGAAGGGAAAAUUUAAAUCAGAUCCCCCUCAAUCCAGUUUUAAAGGAUUAUCUGAAAUCCUUCCCAUUUCAGAUAUAAAUACAGCAUUAACUGUAGAGGGGUGUGUGAGUGAGAUGUGUACAGAAAUCCAGCUUCCUGGGUUUUUAACCAUGUUUGACAAUGAGCAAACUUAUUUUUGUAGCAACUUACUGUAUUUUGGGAUGGAACUUGAACACUUGACUACUUAUGUUUACAAAAACUGUUUGCACAAACCUGGGGUUUUAAAGCCCUGGCAUCAUUUUUCUGCCAAGCAGAAUAUUUUAUUUUAUAAUAUUUUUAAUGAUAUUAACAUAAUAAACUUUAUUGUGAACG